AUGUCUUUAGAGUUCGCUCCCCGCCACCCCUCGGGCGCCCGCCUUCUGUGCGACCCUUCCCCCCACUUCCUGGUUGGGCUCCUGGAUCCCAGGACGUACCUGCAGCAGCAGCUUGACCCGCUCGAUGGGCGCUACCGCCGUCUUGGAGAUGGCUGCGGCCACUCCACCUGCCAGGAAGUCCUUGGCGAAGGACACAGCGGCAUCUGUCAUGUUGAAAGGAAAGAGGCGGCAGGCUGCUGCGGGACGGGACUGGGCCGGGAACCGGCUUUGACUCCGGCGCUGCGGGGCGGAGCGAAGCAAAUGGCCGAUUUAUAUAGGGGGAGCCGGCGCCGGAGCGGCAGGCGUCGGAGGCGGGGCCGAGGCGGGGUCUGGGCCCCGGCGCGCUGGGCGGCAGAGCAGCUGAGUGGCCCAGCGCGCAGGGGGAGGAGUCGUGGAGGGCUGGCCGGGACCGCUCUCCGCGCCGCCCGGGCUCGCCCUCGGCACCGGACCCGGCAGGAGGAAGGGGCGGGUCCAGAGGACACUCGGGACUUGAACGCUGAACCCUGACAGAGGCCUCGGAGUGGGUAGGAACGGUGAGGUCACGGUGUGCCGGGACAAAAACCCUUGGAGCAGAACUAGGGUGAGACACAUUUGUUACAGGGAUGCCCAAAGAACCCUUCAGUCAUCGAGAUAAACAGUAGUUAAUGUGAUACUUUAAAAAAGUCGUAUGGGCAAACAUCCCGCUGGCCGGCCCCCUUGUUUUGUAAAUAAAGUUUAAUUGAAGUGUCAAGGCUGAAAUCAGGGUGAGGCAAGCGAGACAAAGUCAUGCAAGUGCAGGUUGGGAUCCUGUCUGUAUUUCAAAUGCUGAUCAUUUGUUCAUCAUGAAUUUUUGCAUUGCUUUUGAUUUUUUUUAAAAUAGUGCAUUAAAAAUCAUUUGUCUUAAUUACUGAGUUGUGUUUCACCAAGGUGAGUGCCUCACUCUUCCCACCCUAGACCGGGCACUGUCCUGGAGCCAGUGAAACCAGACGAAAUUAAGGGAACAACAGACGAAGGAACUGCCACCGUGCCCCAGACCCUGGUUUGCAAAUACAGUUCAACAAAGACCUUGCCAGGAAUUGGCCUGGGAGAGUCCAAAGGACUGGGCUGGGGGUGGGGAAAUGAUUUUAGCCAGAAGGUAAAUAUAGAGGUUGUACCCAGAAGGUUAAGAGGCUUAGGAAGGUUAAGAACUACGUUGACAUUUGGCUCCCAGGACCCCAGGUAAAGUGCCCUUGGAUCGAAUAGAUUUCUGAACUCCAGAAACAUUUAGAGGAAUCAAUAGAAUUAGAUUGGCAGCCAUUGUGCCAAUGGACAAGUGCUUACUGAGCCCCUUAAUCCCUUCACUGGGUAAGCAUUUGCCACACAUGUCCUCAAAAACCUACUUGUUAGCUUAAGUGGACUCCCUCAGGUUCAGAACAGGAGCAGAGAGUGUAAUCACAAAUUCCGUGUCUGAAUAAUCAUAACAAUGUUUAUAAAAAUAAGGAUGACUGUUGAAAACGGCAACUGCGGCUGAACCUUAUGUGCCCAGACUUCAGAAUUCCCAAAGGCAAAAUGCCAGCAGGCCUUUGCACGCUGAACACAUAGUGUUCAUAUCCUUCACUUUCCUUUCCUGCCCUCUCCCAUCUUCUCCAGAUCUGCCUGUGAAAGGACCCAAUUCUAGGACCCUCCAGGAUGGUUAGGCCCUUCCUCUGAAAGUACACUUUGCAAUUUGUUAGUCACCUCAAGAACCCCAGCGAUCCAAACUGAUACAGGCAAAUUGCAGGUGUUCAAAGGAGCAAUUUUGAAUCUAGCUUUGUAGAUCCUGGGAGAAAUCUUUGACCUGUGUUAGUGAAAGGCUACAGUGUUUCUCAGCUGAUUAUAAUAGUGAGGUAGCUGGAUGCAAGAAAACAGCUUCAGAGAAUGGUAGAGUAUAUCCUCCAAAGGCGAUGUUCACUUCUCUAUUCUAGUGAGAGAAACAAGAGCUAAGGCAAAAUUCUACAGAGGGCUUUAUUGGAGAGAGGUGGAUUUUAUUUAUAGUGCAUUUAAAAAUAAAAUUCAAAACCUUUCUAGUUUGAACUCUUGACAUUCUGAUGAAUGCAUUUUUAUUCAACUGUUAAUUAUUCCUCAGUACACCUCGCCAUCACUUGUGUAUCCCUUUUCUUCAUGUGACCUUGCCCUGGCCACAUCUGCUACUCUCUUUGAGCAUGAUGCCUCUACUGUAUUCUAUUCCAGAGCUCAUUGUUUUGUCAGUUUUUUUCUCUCCACAAAAAAAGGUGAUCAAAUAAUUACAUAGAAUUUUUCCCUUCUCAGUCUUUGGGUAACUAAGUGUGGCUUUAUUGACGAUGAAAUACAAGAUGGGUCAUUUAAAAGCAACUUCAUGCCAUCACUUGGUAUUUUGCUAAAUCCAUGGUGAGCUGGAGCUCCCCUAGUCGCCUAUUACCGUGUAUAUUUUAAGGAGUCAGAUAUUCUCGAAACUGUUAAGACCAUGAAAGACAAAGAGAGUAAGGAACUGUCACAGAUUAAAGGAGACUAAAGAGACUUGACAACUGAAUGUAAUAUAUGACACUCAACUGACUCCUGGACCAGAAAAAGGACAUUGGUUAUAUUGGUGAGGUUCGAGUAUCUGUAGAUUACCAAUACUAUUCUUGGUUAUGGUGGUUAUGUAAGAUUUAGAGAAGUUGAGUAAAUGAUAUAAGGACA
Messenger RNA from Cercocebus atys (sooty mangabey), 2694 nucleotides. RefSeq lists its product as uncharacterized. The record is from RefSeq and is a predicted model, not a curated record. Bases 1 to 546 code for a protein of 181 amino acids. Lineage: Eukaryota; Metazoa; Chordata; Mammalia; Primates; Cercopithecidae. The transcript has a single exon.